UAUUGUUUCAUUAAAGUAUUUUGGAUAUUUAAUAAUUGCUUAAUGGGAAAAUUAAAAGACGAAAUAACAUCAACUUCUGGAUCGCCAGUCAAAGGUCAUCAAUCUACAAGCCAAGCUGAGUCACUUCAAAAAGCAAAAAAGAGGAAACACGAAGAAGAAUCUUGCCAGAACAACGGCGAUCAUAAAGAUGAAAGUAUUGUUCUCGAAACUCCUCAUGCAUCAUUUUCUGAAGUUACUACUGCAAGGAUAGAUUCUGUUGAAAAUACGUCUCACCAAAAGAAAAAGAAGAAAAAGAAACGAAUUUUGGACGAUUCAAUGACUGAUGGUGGCGAUGCUAGUUUUGUUGGAGCUUCUACUAAUAACAACAAUUUAAUCCCUUCUACAAGUCAAAUAAAGGAACCAAAAGCGGCCGACUAUUCACAUUCUGAAGAAGAUGAAGUUGAUUUGGAAAAAAUGCAUGAACGUGAUGGUUCUAUAACUUCAAAUACUCCGGCAGUUAAUGUUAUGCCGAAGGAUAUGUAUAGCUUUUGCAAGUAUCUUUUGGAUCUGGAUGAGCAGAAAACCUUACAUUUGACUGGUAGAAAAGCCAAUGUUAAAUUUAAUACGCUUUUACGAGAUGUCCCAAAUGUUGAUCCUUCUUACGAUUUAGCUCAAUUACAAGCUUGUUUUGUUCAAUUUUAUCGUUGGGCAACAUUAAUGUCAGAAGUUCCUAUGGCUGAAGCACUUAAAAAAGUUAUGGAUUUUGUUCAAACUGAUCAUAUUCUUCAACGUUAUCCAGAAUUUCCAAAAUUAAAAUCUCUUUGGCAUAUUUUUAUAAAUAAAUGUGGAGUGGAUCAGGCACAAUUAUUUGGAAAAAAUAACAAUUUGAGGGAUACUUUUAGAGAUAAAGAUAAUAAAAAAGUUAUUGAAGCUGAAGAGGAAUUUAAACAAAGAAAACAUGAUGUAAUCGUGGCUUGUAAGGAUUUUCUUGAAAAAUACAAGAAUAGUUUGUUUGAACCUCAAAUUACUAGCAUUCAAAAGAAGGUAUUCAAAUUGGAGAAGGAAAUGGCGUUAGACAAUCAAGUCAAAGGUAGAACUGAAAGGAAACAGAAAAAGCCAAAAGCAACAGCAUUUGAUUUAUUUAAGAAAACGAAGGAAGGAAAAUAUCUAAAUUUGCCAGAAGAAGAGCGUGAGAGAAAACUUUUGCGUCAAUUUGAUAAAUUGGAUCCAGUGCAGCGAAAUAUUUACGAAACAAUUGCAGAAAAGAUUUGA
Messenger RNA from Meloidogyne enterolobii, 1251 nucleotides. The record is from the annotation of a GenBank genome assembly. NCBI's taxonomy places the organism in Eukaryota, Metazoa, Nematoda, Chromadorea, Rhabditida, Meloidogynidae.